Messenger RNA from Malurus melanocephalus (red-backed fairy wren), 744 nucleotides. Its product is annotated as dihydropyrimidinase-related protein 4-like. Lineage: Eukaryota; Metazoa; Chordata; Aves; Passeriformes; Maluridae. The annotation marks the transcript as partial. The record is from RefSeq and is a predicted model, not a curated record. Gene Ontology annotation, cellular component: cytosol. Gene Ontology annotation, molecular function: hydrolase activity, acting on carbon-nitrogen (but not peptide) bonds, in cyclic amides. The transcript is spliced from 5 exons.
CACUGCACCUUCAGCACCGCUCAGAARGCCGUGGGCAAGGACAACUUCACCCUGAUCCCCGAGGGCACCAACGGCAUCGAGGAGAGGAUGUGCAUGGUGUGGGAGAAGUGUGUGGUACACCUGGUGGUGUGGANCGGGAAGAUGGAUGAGAACGAUUUUGUAGCAGUGACCAGCACCAACGCUGCCAAGAUCUUCAACUGCUACCCCAGGAAGGGGCGCGUGGCCGUGGGCACCGACGCAGACCUGGUGGUGUGGAACCCCAAAGCUACCAAAACCAUCUCGGCAAAAACCCAUAACCUGAACGUGGAGUACAACAUCUUUGAAGGCACCGAGUGCCACGGGGUCCCAACUGUGGUCAUAAGUCAGGGAAGAGUUGUCCUAGAAGAUGGGAAUCUGUGUGUCACCCAGGGCUCAGGUCGCUUCAUCCCUAGGAAGACRUUCCCUGACUUUGUUUAUAAAAGGAUAAAGGCAAGAAACAGGCUGGCCGAGGUGCACGGUGUGCCCCGGGGGAUGUACGACGGGCCGGUCCAUGAGGUUCCUGUGAGUGUCAAGGCCGUGGUUCCCAGCGCAGCGUCRCGGAUCACACCCAGCGCCGGCAAAGCCGCGGCACCGCCCGUGCGCAACCUGCACCAGUCCGGCUUCAGCCUSUCCGGGUCACAGGCAGAUGACCACAUUGCCCGGCGCACGGCGCAGAAGAUCAUGGCCCCGCCGGGCGGGAGGUCCAACAUCACCCCGUGUCACUGA